Messenger RNA from Ochlerotatus camptorhynchus, 5859 nucleotides. It is a transcript of the gene SKIP, whose product is annotated as Shal K[+] channel interacting protein. NCBI's taxonomy places the organism in Eukaryota, Metazoa, Arthropoda, Insecta, Diptera, Culicidae. The transcript has 18 exons. Gene Ontology annotation, molecular function: protein binding. The record is from RefSeq and is a predicted model, not a curated record. The coding region runs from base 2254 to 5604 and encodes 1116 amino acids.
UGAACUUGGUUGGUUGGUCCUCGCGCGCGCGUUAACGACCUGAACACAGAACAAUCAAACCACUCCGGCGGUGGAGCAAGAAAGAAGGUGUUGUGUUGUGUUCUUUUUGUGCUUUUCUUGCUCGGAUUUUCGAAACUCUCAGUCAGUCAGUCAGUCGAGUCAGUGAUUGUAGUGGUGGUGCUGGAUUCGGUCCCGUCGUCAUCAUACACGCAGCAGCCACCGAGAAGAAGAGGCUCGCAGCAUCCAAGCUCCGGAGCUUGAAGAUAAUUUCCAGUUUUUAUUCGUCCGGUCCGGCCUGUUGUUAUUGUUAUUGUACCAAUCCAAUCAACACACGCCGUUCGGGCUCUGGUAUUUGUGCGUUCCUGUGGGCUCCGGCUUGUGUACGCUCUUUGCAGAAGAAUAGUGCAUGGAUUCUUGCUUUGGCGGUGGCUGGUGGGCUCGAAAAUAGUUUACGUGAUGAUGAUGAAGAACAACGUUCAGCAAGCGUAGUAUUGCUGAGAGAGAAAGAGCGGCGGUCCCGAGAUUUGACCAAUAAUUUACAGUUAUAUAGUUGAAGGAACAACCUCGUCGAAGAAAUUGGAUUAACCUUCGCUCGGGCACAUACACACAGCUCUCACGGCGGCGGUGGGCCGUGCACACAGUGUGAGAAUGAGCCGCAGAAGGGAAUGAAAAAGAUCGAUUCCAAGUUUUUGUCGUGUUUCACAUCCAGGGCCAGGAGGGUGAAACCAGGAAAACAAGUUCGCCGCUCCACAUAAUAACUGAGUUGUAGCGAGCACCGGGGAAGGAAGUAGUGUUCUUUGUUUUUGUUUUGACGAUUCGCGUCAGGUUCAAGAAGAGGUCGCGCCCGCAAAGAUACAAAACAAACGUCACACGGUGACAGAGAGAUCGAGAGAUCGCAGACGAGUUAUCGAGGGGAGGACGGCGAGCAGCAGCAGGCAUCAAAGCUGUGUUUGUGGCGAGAGGUGAAAUGUGAAAGGCGAAAAUGUCAAGUGUGCCAAGGCAAAAGUGAAAAGAGAAGAUCCCGUGAAGCAUAUUACUCGUUCUUUCGUAUUUUUGCAUGCUCGUUCCGAAUCUCAGUCUUAUCAAGAAUUCCCUUUGAAAGGCGGCAGCAUCCAGAGUUGUAUGCUGGUUUUUUUUUGGAAGAGAAGAAAGGAGCGAGAUUUGUUUUCUUUUUCAUUCACGUAUGUGUGUUUGUAUUUUCGUUUCGUUUGAUUUAUAAAUCCCCCCAAUUUCGUUUCGUUUUCGUUUUCGGAACCACAGUGAACCGAGAAGCGCCCGGCACUAUAUAAAUAAAAAUAAAAAAAAUAAAGAGGAAAAAUAUAAUCUUUACGGCAAGAGUAAAUCGAAGUGAUUUCUUUUCAAAAGAGCUCUGUUUGUCCCGUUUUUUGUUUUGUUUCGCUUGCAAAGUUUGUCAUUCGCGAGGGGCAAGAAGAAGCGAAAUCGAAUGUAAUUUUCAAAGUGAUUAAGGAUUAUACCCGGAGAAAAGGUAUACAGUGAAGAAGAAGAAGAAUCUGAAGAAGGAAGCGUCGUUCCCCUUAAAAAAGGUGUGGUGCCCAGGUGAGGCAGAGGAAGGUGUACGCGUGAAAGUAUAAAUCGAUUUUCUGUUUGUGUAUUUACUUGAAAUUUCCGGAACGAAGAAACUGCAUUCUUUUCCCCAACGGCCGGCGAGAGCAGCGAAGCAGAAGGACAAUUUCAACGACGACGUUGACAACGAGCCGGAGACGCAGCAGUCGAAGAGCAUUAAAAUUGCAGCGCCAUCAAACAGCGUGACGUACGGGGGGCAAUUUGGGCGGCGAACCUCAAACAAACAACGAACGGUUUAUGACUCUCGGAGGCCCCGGCCACAAAAAGCGAGAAGCGAGUUGAUACGAUACGAAAUGUAAACAACGAAACCCUCCCGGAGGAACCGCAGGACCACAGUAAUAAAGUUUCUUUUUCUGUCUCUCCGCGAAGAAAAUAAUACAAGAAGCAAAACGAAGCGAGUCAGCCACCUCACGAUAUAGGUAGAGGAGUAACAAAAAGAGUAGAAAAGUUUAAUGUGGUACCACCGGGGGCAGCAUGUAGCGCCCAGCAAUGAAUGACCAUCGACGGGGGCGGUGGCGAGGUACAGUUUUAAUUAGUCGUUAACUUUUUGCAUCAAGAACGAAGAAGAACCAACCGAGAGCGAAGUAAUCGACGUUUUUCGGGGGAAGAAUCGCGCGCCGUUUGACGUUUUGACGGUGGUGAGUGCGUACUGUGAGAAGUGGCAGGAAGAUGGCAGUCAGCAACAUCGUUUGCGAGUGGCUGCGUGCUCUGGGGCUCGGGCAGUACGCCGAGAGUUUCCUGGACAAUGGGUACGAUGAUUUGGAAAUUUGCAAACAAGUCGGCGAUCCGGAUCUGGACGCCAUUGGGGUUCAGAAUCCGCAGCAUCGGAGCAAGCUGCUGAAGAGUGUGCGGCUGCUGAGGGAGAAGGGCGCAGCCAGUGUGUAUUUUCAGCUGAACGAUCCCAAAUCGCUGCUGUCGGAUAACAGUGACAGCCUGGAGCGGGACAGUUCGCCGCUGAUGCUGAGCGAGCUGGAGGCGCUGCUGCAGGAACAGCUGAAGGCGGACGGAGUCUGCUUGACGGCGCAUCCCUACUCGACACCGGACGGCGGUCGGGGGCAUCUGGAGGGUCUGGCGUCCGUCUAUUGCGAGAUGCUGAUGGCUCCCUUUGGCGAAGUGCUGACGGCCCUGGAGGACGCCCGGUUGCGAGCCUGGUCCGAGCGGAGUCCCCACAGUUCUUCCGGUGGAAGUGGAGUGCAUCGGGCUGGCCAUCGGGGGAACUCAUGCCACGGUGGUCUUCCCAACAGCCACAGCCAGCCGAUCUACGUGCCCGGAAAGUACUCGCCGUCCAGUUGUCUGUCGGACAAGGAGGAAGACGAAAUUUAUGGCUUCGGCUAUGGCGUCUUUGCCCCGAGGGUUGCCAGGGCGAAUCUGCAGCAACAGCAGCAUCAGCAACAACAACAGCAGCAGCAACAGCAACAACAGCAACAAUCUCAGCAACAACAACAAUCACAAAAUUCCACCAAUGUACCUGCGAACAGUGCUGCCGCACAGCAAAGCUGUCUCAGUCCACGUUCGGCGUAUUUCUACGAAUUUCCACCUACAGACGGUCGCGAGACGAGCAAAAAGCGCACGACGCUGGCGCGACUUUUGAGAGGAUUAAAGACUGUUAAUAGACGUGAUAGAUCAAAUCAAAACAACGGCACCGGCACCAACAAUGGCACCGGGAGCAACGCCGCCGGAUCAGCGACGCAGGCACGGCUGCAAAACGAAAGACUGAGACAUUUUCAAAUGAACGGCGGUGGACCGCAGCCAAGUUUCGAAGAAACCAUCCAGAGGCUGAAAAUUCAAGAAGCACUUAGGAAAAAGGAAAAGUUUCAGCGGGAGCACGAAGAGAUCCUUCGAGACAUCCGCCAGGGACUGCUACAGUUGAACCGAGACUCUCGAGACGACACCUACAUGUACGACGACGCCGUCACCAGCGUAAUGCGGAUGCCCCACCAAGGCCACUGGUACGACGAACCUCCCUACGAAAGCGAUCCGGAUGAUUUUCUCAUGUCCGGAAUACGCCAUGCGGGACCAUCCGCAACGAUACAAGGCGGUCGAGUUUGCUACACGUCGAACGGUCGCGAAGGACAAGGAGUGAUAUCGUUGCGAUCCGCCGGUGACAUAUCCAUUCCCCAACGAGGCCCCAUCCGACGAGGGCUGAUUGUGCCGCAGCAGCCACCAAACCCACCGACCAUCAUCCCGCUCAAACAUGCGAGAUCCCACGACCGGGAAAGUGGAGACUACGCCGGAUCGAUAUCGGAUCUGCACAGUGUUACCUCACGCCUCAGCCAGGUUUCGAUUGGCACAAAUAAUUGCACUGCCCGCUAUCGCACACUCAGUGGUGGCCUGGGAGAUGAAUCGCCCUCGCCAUCGCCGACGCCGUCCUCCGAGUACGACGACAUCCUGCUGCAAAAGCAACUGGCAGCGGCACACCAGCAUCAGCACCAACUGCAAGUCGGGGACCAUCACUUACACCAGCAGCAGCAGCACCAUCAGAAUGGGGGCAGUGGAGGGAGCUCCGGGAUCGGCAGCCAAAGCGGUCAAAGCGGGACCCUCGGGACGCUCGGCUCCGGGAGUAAUGGCUCCGGGGGAAUCGGAAGCGGCGGAAGUGGAAGUGGAGGAGGAGGAGGAGGAGGAGGACUGGGAGUCGGUGGUGGCAGCGGUAGUACAAAGAAUGGAGUCAACAAUCUCAAGAACCUGAAGGCAGCCAAGAAUCGGAACAAUCUAUCAUCGUCGCUGGCGGCAGUGGCGUCGCACAAUAAAAAUUUAACGAUAAGUCAACAAAUAGCUUUAGUACAUCAUUCCAAUGACGCUAGGACAUCACCAAAGGACCAUCUGCUGAACGCCGGCAGCCGAAAUAAUAGAGAUUACAGCAACUGCCUCGAUAGCAUCAGUGACCAGACCACGUUCCAGCACUCGGCCAGCUCCGUCGAGAGCCUUCCCAGUGCAUCGGGAUCAAGCACACAAGCCCUGGUCCGGCCGGGCAGUCCGCACAGUUCGCUCUCGGCGGAAGACCGAACCACGAUGGUUCCCAUUUGCCGGGCGAUAGCCCUAAUUGACAGUAAUCCGAACCCGUACGAUAAGGAAGCUUUAAGGUUUAAGAAAGGCGACAUCAUCGAUGUCCUAUCGAUGAAUGCAUCCGGUGUGUGGCGAGGCUACGCGAACGGCCGGUUAGGACAUUUCAAAUUCAUCAGCGUGGAAGUGCUGCCCGAUCUUCCGGUACAACCGUACAGCACCGGGAAGCUAAUCAGCCGGAAUAGACUGCCGACGAGUUGUCCCACCAGCGUGGAAGAGCUGCUGCUGCGGAUAGGUCUGAAGGAGUACACUUCCGUGUUUGUGCUUAAUGGUUACGAAGAUUUGGAGUUAUUCAAAGAGCUGGAACCGUCCGAUCUAGACUACCUUGGAAUUGGAAAUACGGAGCAUCGUGCCAAAAUACUAGCGGCAGUGCAACUGUUGCAUGACCUCGAUUCAACGUCGGACGGUGAAGUGGCCGGUUCGAGUUCGGAGAACGACGAGGGCCUUCGGUUGGGUCACAUCAAGGGCCAACAGAACCACCACCAUCAGACGUCUCCUUUUGGUCGGCGGCACUUCCCUCGCGAUUCGGGCUGUUACGAGGGAUCCCCGGUGCCAACUUCACAGCAAAAUCACCACCACCUGCACAGUCACACCAACAGCAACAGCAACAGCAGCAGCAGUAACCAAGGUGGCCAGAACAGCUCAUCGGAUAACGACACGAACAACCUGGAUUCGGUGGUGGCACAGUGCUCGAACGAGAUUCUGAAACGGGUCGAAGGCGCGAGGCGGUUCAAGACGACGGACAGUGGGAACGGUGGGGUGAAGACGAUGAACCGGGCAACGAAGAAGGGUGGACUGUUGGGGGGAGGAGGAAACGGUGGAAGCGUCGUCGGCGGGGAUGAUAUGACGAUAAGGAGCAGUGGCGGAAGUGGAGGGGGUGGCGCGUUGAGUGAGAAGUCAAGUGAUUCAGGGGUGAGCAGCAGCAGUUUGUCCUCGGGACCGAUCAAGAACAACCUUUAGCGGAGUUUACUGCUGGCGGGCGAUGGAUGAGUGGGUGCGUGGAGAAGGUUCGGCGAGGAUGAAGAGCUGGAGUUGGAGGAAGAGGAAGCGGAGGUGGAGGAGCAGGAGCAAUAGUAGAAGGAGGCCUAUCGGUAGGUAGCACGGGGGCUAGAUUUUAAGGCAUUUUUUUUUAUCUAUUAAGCACACUGCCAAAUAAUGUGACGAAAAGAAAUAGAUUUACGGCUUUGAUUUGAUUGCAUUUGUGUUGGGGAUCGA